CUGUCUAAUCUAUCUUCUUUCUUUUCCCAUCCCUACUUCUCCCCAAUCUCUCAUUAUUGGACAUCACAUAUCUCCUCUCCGUUUUGGAGUUUUAAACUUUUCACCAUUCCCGGCCGGUGAAUUUGAGAUGCCGCCGGCGAAUCUCCAGCUAUUUUGAUUUUCAAUGUCAAUGAUACGUCUUCUUCUCCUUGUAUUUCUUUCUAUUUCUUCUUCUUGUCUGAUUUUUCUUAUUUUCCAUUAAUUCUUUUAACAGAAAUUGUCCUAAAUAGGAGCAAAAAUGUUUUGAAAUUCCAAAAUAGGAGUAUCAUAUUUUUUAUUCCCUGAAUAUGAGUAAUCUUCCAAAACAUUUUUACUCCUAUUUAGGGAAUUUUCUCUUAUUUUAAUUACUACCGAGUACAAGAUUCUAACUGUUUAAGAUUUUAAUUUAAGAAAUGCUAUUUCCAAACUGUUUUGUUUUUUCUGAAAAUGAACGCCCACUAUUUUUUUACUAUUCCGUAGUUUCUACGAGUAUUAUUUUUAUUUUGAAAAUUUUCAGAUAAUCAACUUUGGAUGUGAAAAUCUAUAACUAAGGUUAUACUCUGCAAUAUUGUUUUAAUGUCACUUUCAUGAAAUUGCUUUUAAUGCCACUUUUAUGGCAUUCCAUGGCCAUUUCUUGUUACUUGUCAAAAAAAUACCAUUUUCAUGGCAAUAUUAAUUCUAAUGUUCUCCGAUAUUAGGGUUGUAAAGUUGCAUCUGGCCAUAACCCAUGUUCUCCGAUAUGUUUUAUUUUAUGGUUUUCUUUUAUACUCGGUAUUAUUAAUAAACAAAUUCUUCCUUUGAUUAAGGGUAUAUUUGUCAGCACAUGUCUUUUUACUCCUACAGACCCAUGCGGGGAACACUUAAGUCCUAUUAUAUUUUACUCCUAAUCAAGGAAUUAACUCUAGCUUCUAAUGUCUUUUAGUUUUUCCUUUCUAUUCAAACAAUUCAAUAAAGCUCCUACUUUGAUUUCCUUUGACCAUAGCAAUUAAAUGUUUUACUAUUUAUAAUACUCCCUCUGUCUCGAAAAGGAUGGCCAAAUUUGACUUUCACGUGAAUUAAUAAAGUAAAAACUGUAUGGUUGAAAUUUGUGUAGAGGAGAGAGAAUUAACUUUAACCACAUAUUUCUUACUAUAAAUGGAAAUGGCUAAUCUUUUUGCAACAUCCAAAAAAGGAAAUUUGGUCAACCUUUUCGGGACGGAGUAGUAAAAUAGUCUUUUACUAUAUACUCGUAUAUGUACAUAUAUAUACUUCUUUGUUAUGGUCAAUAUUUUCAGGUGGACUGGGAUCGUACUUGCUAGGGAUCAGCAUUCAGCAAGAAAACGUAUGAGCUUGCUGGAGUACGUUGAGGCAGAAGCAAACUACAUUCAAGUUGAUAACCGGUCAUCCAGAUCCAGCCCAUCUCAAAUACGUAGUAUAUCCCUCUCCGAAUUCCCAAAGAAUCGUUGCCGGACUGGUCGCACGCCGGAGGAGAAGAAGCUGAAGUUGCUUCCAUCGCACUUGACUAGCUGCUGCCACUGGACUUCGCCGCCUAUAACAAACCUAUUUCCGCCACUUUGUUGCCGGAAGGAAGAAGAGAGAACGCCGGAGACUGCGAUGCUGAAGUUUGAAACGGAACUGAGUUGACCGGACCUCGCUGCUGCAUGCCGCUAAUUACUGCCACGCCGGAAAAAGAAAAAAAAAACAACCUCUUUGAUGGACUGCCCCUUGCCGAGAAAGGGGAGAAGGAGGCAUCGUUGCCGACUGCCGCCGGUCGUCUUCAGACUGCUACAGUACGUACUCAAGGUGAAUUUGGAAAAGAUCGAGAUAUAGAAGCUUUGGUUGGGAAUUAUCGCGAUUGAGGGGGACGUUGACGUCCGAACUACUUGGACUUCUUACUACUCGGAGGGCUUGGAAUCCCUUUUAGAGGGUGUGCACACUUAAGGUAAUGCUUUGCUGAUGAUGUUGACUUCGAGAAAGCUUCCGCUAGAGAAAAUGUAGUUAGUAGAUAAUAUUGUAGUUUAAUUUAAUUUUGAAGACACUUAUUGAGUUUAAUUAUUUUUGUGGUGCUUAGCCUGUGCACUCGGUUAGGAUAGAGCCGAGUGUGGCGGUAACGCCCUUAUUUCCCUUUGAAAAUUGUGUUGCACAUUUCUGAUGCUUUUCAAAUGAAGAUGUUUUUUUUACUCUGAACAAAUUAUCAUUUAAAGUUAUAUUUUGGGUGGAA
This is a messenger RNA of Cuscuta epithymum, 2218 nucleotides long. The record is from the annotation of a GenBank genome assembly. NCBI's taxonomy places the organism in Eukaryota, Viridiplantae, Streptophyta, Magnoliopsida, Solanales, Convolvulaceae.